AUGUCGCACCUCACAGCACAGAUCAACAUCUCCGCCUCCCCCACCGACCGUCCCCUACCCUCCACGCCCAUCCCUCUCUCCCCCCCAUCCGACACCCUCUCGCCAUCCACCCAACUGCUCAUUCCCCUCUCCUCCUCCCCUUCCUCCACCAAACCACGACACCUCUCCUCCCUCGCAGAUUCGAUCGACACCGCACGAUCCAACAUCAACAAAAUCCUCACCACCUGGAAAGACUGGUCCGGAAAGGAACACCUCCCCACCCAAAACAAUGACGACGAUGACAACGACGACGACGAUGAAGAUCAAGACGAAGAAUAA
Pseudozyma hubeiensis SY62 is the source of this 318-nucleotide messenger RNA. RefSeq lists its product as hypothetical. The record is from RefSeq and is a predicted model, not a curated record. The transcript has a single exon. The coding region runs from base 1 to 318 and encodes 105 amino acids. Lineage: Eukaryota; Fungi; Basidiomycota; Ustilaginomycetes; Ustilaginales; Ustilaginaceae.